Molecule: messenger RNA, 6258 nt
Organism: Colossoma macropomum (tambaqui)
Lineage: Eukaryota; Metazoa; Chordata; Actinopteri; Characiformes; Serrasalmidae
Gene: dicer1
Product: dicer 1, ribonuclease type III
Exons: 29
Coding region: 332-6025 (1897 amino acids)
Biological process (GO): pre-miRNA processing; siRNA processing; apoptotic DNA fragmentation
Cellular component (GO): nucleus; cytoplasm; RISC complex
Molecular function (GO): deoxyribonuclease I activity; ATP binding; protein binding
Source: RefSeq, a predicted model, not a curated record
CUUUUCUCAGUUUUUGCCAGCAGCAGGAGGGAGAGACACACGGACAAAACACGAAUAAAACCACGAAAUUAAACCCCGUACAAACGUUGAAGGAAUAUUGUCUCAGGCUGUGACCACCCAUCAACUGUGUGAAGACCCUCUGGCCGUGUGUCUGGGGGAGGGACGGGUUGCUGAAUGCGUUGAGUGAGGAGCGCCGAUGAUGAAGCCCAGAAUAAGUUCUCCCUGGCCCCACAGCAUCGUGCUGAACACAUACCCUUGAGCUUUAGAAGACCAGGAUGAAAUGAGAUAAACACUGGAUGAGUGGAGGCCCCCUGCUUCAGAAACUCUAAGCAUGGCAGGACUACAGCUGGUGACCCCUGCCUCCUCACCCAUGGGGCCCUUCUUUGGUCUCCCAUGGCAACAGGAAGCUAUCCACGACAACAUAUACACACCAAGGAAAUAUCAGGUUGAACUUCUUGAAGCAGCUCUCGAACACAAUACUAUAGUCUGCUUAAAUACAGGCUCAGGGAAGACCUUUAUUGCAGUACUUCUUAUAAAAGAGCUCUCCCACCAAAUCCGCCAAGAGAAUGGGAGGAGGACUGUUUUCCUGGUGAAUGCAGCAUCGUCUGUGCUUCAGCAAGCAUCCACUGUAAGAACCCAUUCAGAUCUUCAGGUUGGGGAAUAUACGGAAAGCUCUACGUCAUGGCUGGAGGGAAAAUGGAACCAAGAGAUAAUGGAAAAUCAGGUGCUCGUCAUGACGUGCCACAUCUUUCUGCAUGUGCUAAAGAAUGGAGUCUUGCCACUAUCGAAAAUCAACCUGCUGGUUUUUGACGAAUGUCACCUUGCAAUCACGGACCAUCCCUAUCGGGACAUAAUGAAGAAAUGUGAGGAUUGUUGGAGUUGUCCACGCAUCCUUGGUCUGACUGCGUCCAUUCUGAAUGGCAAAUGUGACCCAUCUGACCUGGAGGAGAAAAUCCAGAAUCUGGAGAAGAUCCUGAAGAGCAAUGCAGAAACUGCCACUGAUCUUGUUGUGCUGGACAGGUAUGCGUCUCAGCCUCGUGAGGUGGUGCUGGAUUGUGGCCCUUACCAGGACAAGAGUGGGCUGUCCGAGAGGCUUCUGAGUGAGCUGGAUGAAGCUCUGCAUUUUCUCAACGACUGCAAUUUAUCUGCACACCGAGAAGACAGAGAUCCCACCUACAUCUCUAAACAGGUUCUGACCGACUGUAGAGCGGUCCUGACGGUGUUAGGGCCGUGGUGUGCCGAUAAAGCUGCUGGCAUCAUGGUGCGAGAGCUCCAGAAGUACAUCAAGCACGAGCAGGAGGAGCUGAACCGCAAGUUCCUGCUCUUCACGGACACCAUCCUGAGGAAACUUCACGCGCUCUGUGAGGAGCACUUCUCCCCGGCCUCUCUGGACCUGAAGUUCGUCACACCCAAAGUCAUCAAGCUCUUGGAGAUCCUGCACGAGUACAAGCCCUUUGAGAGGCAGCAGUUCGAGAGCGUGGAGUGGUACAACAACCGCAACCAGGACAAUUAUGUCUCGUGGAGCGAUUCUGAGGAUGACGACGAAGAUGAGGAGGUGGAGGUCAAGGAAAAGCCAGAAGCCAACUUUCCUUCACCGUUUACUAACAUCCUCUGCGGGAUCAUCUUCGUGGAGAGACGAUAUACAGCGGUUGUUUUGAAUCGGCUAAUCAAGGAGGCAGGGAAGCAGGACCCAGAGCUGGCCUACAUCAGUAGCAACUUCAUCACAGGGCACAGCAUUGGCAAGAAUCAGCCUCGCAACAAGCAGAUGGAGGUGGAGUUCAGAAAACAGGAGGAAGUGUUAAGGAAAUUUCGGGCACAUGAAACCAACUUGCUAAUCGCCACCAGCAUCGUGGAGGAAGGGGUGGAUAUUCCAAAGUGCAAUUUGGUGGUCCGCUUCGACUUACCGACGGAGUAUCGGUCCUACGUGCAAUCCAAAGGUCGAGCGCGUGCUCCUGUCUCCAAUUACAUCAUGCUGGCUGACAGCGAAUGCACAAAAGCCUUUGAAGAAGAUCUUAAGACCUACAAGGCUAUUGAGAAGAUCCUCAGAAACAAGUGUUCCAAGUCAGCAGAGUGCAAUGACUAUGAGGUGGAAUCGGUGUUGGACGACGAUAACAUACUCCCACCCUACGUGCUUCGCUCCGAUGAUGGAGGACCCAGGGUCACCAUUAACACGGCCAUCGGCCAUGUCAACAGAUACUGUGCGAGGCUACCCAGUGACCCGUUCACCCAUCUGGCACCCAAGUGUAAGACUGUAGAGCUGAAAACUGCUGUCUACCAAUCCACGCUCUUCCUUCCAAUCAACUCCCCUCUCAGGGAGCCUAUCGUUGGGCCCCCGAUGCCUUGCGCAAGGCUUGCAGAGAAAGCAGUUGCACUACUUUGUUGUGAAAAACUUCACAAAAUAGGCGAGCUGGAUGAUCACUUAAUGCCGGUGGGGAAAGAGACGGUGAAGUAUGAGGAGGAGCUGGACCUGCAUGAUGAAGAGGAGACUAAUGUUCCAGGAAGGCCAGGCUCUACUAAGAGGAGGCAGUGCUACCCAAAAGCCAUACCAGAAUGUCUGCGGGGCAGUUAUCCAGUACCAGGGCAGUCCUACUACCUGUACGUGAUUGGGAUGGUUCUUACCACGCCACUUCCAGAUGAGCUCAACUUUCGCAGGAGGAAGUUGUACCCUCCUGAAGACACCACCAGAUGCUUUGGCAUUCUGACAGCUAAACCAAUACCUCGGAUUCCUCACUUUCCUGUGUACACCCGCUCUGGUGAGGUGACCAUCUCCAUCGAGCUGCAGAAGUCUGGCUUCACUCUGAGUGCGGCCCAGCUGGAGCUAAUCACGCGCCUGCACCAGUACAUCUUCUCCCACAUCCUCCGGCUAGAGAAACCUGCACUGGAGUUCAGGCCCACUGAGGCCGACUCAGCCUACUGCGUUCUACCUCUCAAUGUCGUUGGGGAUUCCAGUACUUUAGACAUGGACUUCAAGUUCAUGGAGGAUAUUGAAAAAUCUGAAGCACGCAUUGGCAUUCCUAACACCCAGUACACGAAGCAGAACCCAUUCACUUUCAAAGUGGAGGACUACCAGGAUGCUGUCAUCAUUCCAAGGUAUCGUAAUUUUGACCAGCCGCACCGGUUUUAUGUGGCUGAUGUGUACACAGACCUCACGCCUCUCAGUAAAUUCCCCUCUCCAGAGUACGAGACGUUUGCCGAGUACUACAAAACCAAGUACAACCUGGACCUGUCCAACGUCAACCAGCCCCUUCUGGACGUGGACCACACAUCCUCAAGACUGAAUCUCUUAACUCCUCGCCACCUCAAUCAAAAGGGGAAAGCACUGCCUCUCAGCAGUGCCGAGAAGAGGAAGGCCAAGUGGGAAAGCCUACAAAACAAACAGAUUUUAGUUCCUGAACUGUGUGCCAUUCACCCGAUUCCUGCCUCUCUGUGGAGGAAAGCCGUCUGCCUUCCCAGCAUUCUCUACAGACUUCACUGCCUUUUGACGGCUGAGGAGCUGCGUGCUCAGACGGCCAGCGAUGCGGGUGUGGGGGCCCAGAGCCUGCCCCCCGACUUCAGGUAUCCCAAUUUGGAUUUUGGAUGGAAGAAGUCCAUCGACAGCAAGUCUUUCAUUUCAUGCCCCAGUGCAUGCAUGGAGGAUGACGAUCACUGUAAGCACGGCACAAGCUCAGCCCCUGACCACACUGCCCAGGAGGGCCUUAGUGCCGAGGCCUCCCAGCCCACAGAGAGCGCUCUCUCGAAUGAUAACUGCAAUGCACCAGACGAAAAGCUAGAGACGCACACGCUCCCAGAGACAGCUCUGCAGCCGCCGGACAAAGACGGGAGCACCUGCAUCUGCCCCAGAAACCUCAGCAAUGGCGCAGUGGGCGAAAGCGGUGACCACCACGAGCGGGACGUUUGCCAAUGUUCCCAGCUGGGCUCGUCGGAGAGCGACCUAUCGACACAAACCACUACCUCAGUUCCUGUGCAGCCCUCUCCGAGCGGUGAGCCCAAGCCCCAGGCCAGCGAUGAAUGUACCCCAGGCAGGAAGUCGGAUUUCCAUGACGGACAUGUGAAUAAACCUACCUCAGACCGUUGCCUUGCGCUCAGAACGGCAACCAGCACCGCAGCACCUUCGUCAGUGUCUUCAGAGGCACCUGAAACUGCAGCUCCUGCUGCAGGACUGGCUGGGGACUCCCCCAAAACCUUGGGGCCCAACCCAGGCCUCAUCCUGCAGGCCUUGACUCUCUCCAAUGCCAGCGACGGCUUUAACCUAGAAAGGCUGGAGAUGCUGGGGGACUCCUUCCUCAAGCACGCCAUCACCACCUACCUGUUCUGCACAUAUCCUGAUGCCCACGAGGGAAGACUUUCUUACAUGAGGAGUAAGAAGGUCAGUAACUGUAACCUGUACCGCCUGGGGAAGAAGAAGGGGCUGCCCAGCCGAAUGGUGGUCUCUAUCUUCGAUCCGCCGGUCAACUGGCUGCCCCCAGGCUACGUCGUGAACCAAGACAAGAGCAGCACUGACAAGUGGGACUCGGAUGAGACAAAGGAAGACAUGGCCAAUGGAAAAGCCAACAAAGAUGACUAUGACGACGACGACGACGAUGAUGUAGAGGACGAAGAUCUGAUGUGGAAGGAGCCCAAGGAUGAGGUGAACGUGGAGGACGAUUUGGAGUAUUAUCAGGAACACAUCAAGUUCAUCGACACCAUGCUAAUCGGCUCCGGAGCUUUUGGUAAGAAGAUAUCCCUCGGCAGCUUCCCUUCUGCUGAGCCCAGCUAUGACUGGAAAGCCCCGAAGAAACCCACCCUGGUCAACGCGCAGUUCUCUUCCGACGGAGGUCCUGAUGAGUUUGACUACAGCUCGUGGGAUGCCAUGUGCUACCUAGACCCCAGCAAGGCGGGUGAGGAAGACGACUUCGUGGUGGGCUUCUGGAACCCCUCUGAGGAGAACUGUGGCACAGACAUGGGGAAGCAGUCCAUCUCCUACGACCUCCACACGGAGCAGUGCAUUGCAGACAAGAGCAUUGCAGACUGCGUGGAGGCCCUGUUGGGCUGCUACUUGACCAGCUGUGGAGAAAGGGCGGCCCAGAUGUUCCUCUGCUCUCUGGGCCUCAAAGUGCUUCCGGUGGAGAAGCGGAGCAGGAAGAAAGGAGAAGCAGGAGAUGCUGAGUGGGAAGGGCCAGCUGAGCUGCAGUACGGCUGGCUCAGGAUCCCCCCACGCUGCAUGUUUGACCACCCAGAUGCCGAACGCACCCUCAACCACUUAAUCUCCGGCUUUGAGAACUUUGAAAAGAAAAUCAACUAUACGUUCAAAAACAAGGCCUACCUUCUGCAGGCCUUCACCCACGCCUCGUACCAUUACAACACCAUCACAGAUUGUUACCAGCGGUUGGAGUUCCUUGGUGAUGCAAUUUUAGACUACCUCAUAACAAAGCACCUUUAUGAAGACCCACGGCAGCACUCCCCCGGCGUGCUGACCGACCUGCGCUCUGCGCUCGUCAACAACACCAUAUUUGCUUCCCUGGCUGUCAAGUACGACUACCACAAGUACUUCAAAGCCGUCUCACCUGAGCUGUUCCACGUGAUCGACGAUUUCGUACAGUUUCAGCUGGAAAAGAAUGAAAUGCAAGGAAUGGACUCCGAGCUGCGCCGAUCCGAAGAAGACGAGGAGAAAGAGGAGGAUAUUGAGGUCCCCAAAGCAAUGGGGGACAUCUUCGAAUCACUAGCCGGGGCAAUUUACAUGGAUAGCAAUAUGUCACUCGAGACCGUUUGGCAAGUGUAUUAUCCAAUGAUGAGGCCACUGAUAGAGAAAUUCUCUGCCAACGUUCCCCGCUCGCCUGUGCGUGAACUGCUGGAGAUGGAGCCUGAGACUGCAAAGUUCAGCCCUGCCGAGAGGACGUACGACGGAAAGGUCCGGGUGACGGUGGAGGUGGUGGGGAAAGGCAAGUUCAAAGGCGUGGGCCGCAGCUACCGGAUCGCCAAAUCGGCGGCCGCCCGGCGAGCCCUGCGCAGCCUCAAAGCCAAUCAACCUCAGGUCCAGAACAACUGAGCUUCAUACAGGUCCCAAAACACCCCCCCCCCUCCCCCCUCCGCAACAGUCUGCAACACACUGAAGACUUUUCACGAGCGGUCUUCUCAUUCUGUGUUAGUCGAGGAGAGAGUUUUAUCACUUCGACAGGAUUCUCAAAGACUAAAACAGACAAUUAUGGGUUCAUUUUUGUUCAUCUUUUCUUUUGCGCAAACACAAUCUUUACCUUUUGUUUCCUCCAAGCUCUGUUUGAU